Molecule: messenger RNA, 1629 nt
Organism: Python bivittatus (Burmese python)
Lineage: Eukaryota; Metazoa; Chordata; Lepidosauria; Squamata; Pythonidae
Source: RefSeq, a predicted model, not a curated record
UGAGUUUCCAAGAAAUACUGCUUAAUUGUGAAACUUGUGAUCUUCAGGAUACAAUUAUUUAUCAGCUGAAGAAGCGCUAUGCAGAUUUACAAAUGUAUACUUACGUUGGAGAUAUCUUAAUUGCAUUAAACCCCUUCCAAAAUCUCAGUAUAUAUUCUCCACAGUUUUCCAAGCUUUAUCAUGGUGUGAAGCGUUCCUCCAAUCCACCCCACAUAUUUGCAACUGCAGAUGCUGCUUACCAAGGAAUGAUUACUUUUAACAAAGACCAGUGCAUAAUCAUCAGUGGAGAAAGCGGUGCUGGGAAGACUGAAAGUGCCCAUCUCAUUGUGCAGCAUUUGACCUUCCUGGGAAAGGCAAACAAUCGUGCUUUGCGGGAGAAGAUCCUCCAAGUGAACCCUUUAGUCGAAGCAUUUGGGAAUGCGUGCACUGCUAUCAAUGAUAACUCUAGCCGUUUUGGGAAAUACUUGGAAAUGAUGUUCACACCAACUGGAGCUGUAAUGGGAGCAAAAAUCUCAGAAUACCUGCUAGAAAAGUCCAGAGUUAUAAAGCAAGCUUUAGGAGAAAAAAACUUCCAUAUAUUUUACUACAUUUAUGCUGGUCUUUAUCAUCAGAAGAAACUUUCUGAAUAUAAGCUCCCUGAGAAAAAGCCUCCCAGGUAUAUUGAUAAUGACACAGGAAAGGUGAUGCAUGAUAUUAUUAAUAAAGAAUCCUAUGGAACUCAGUUCGAAGCAAUAGAGCAUUGCUUUCAGAUCAUAGGAUUUACUAAAGAGGAAGUUCAUUCAGUGUAUCGAAUUUUGGCUGGGAUCUUAAAUACAGGAAACAUUGAAUUUGCUGCCAUUUCUUCACAACACCAAACUGAUAAAAGUGAAGUGCCCAAUAUGGAAGCCUUAGAUAAUGCUGCUGCACUACUGAGUAUUGGCUCAGAAGAACUUCAGGAAGCUCUUACCUCACAUUGUGUUGUCACAAGAGGUGAGACUAUUAUCCGAACAAAUACUGUGGACAAAGCAGCUGAUGUGCGAGAUGCCAUGUCAAAGGCUCUUUAUGGCCGACUCUUCAGUUGGAUUGUAAAUCGGAUUAAUACCCUGCUGCAGCCUGAUAAAAAUAUAUGCAAUGCUGAAAGUGGAAUGAAUGUUGGGAUAUUGGAUAUUUUUGGAUUUGAGAACUUCACAAGGAACUCAUUUGAACAGCUGUGCAUAAACAUUGCAAAUGAGCAGAUCCAAUUUUAUUUUAAUCAGCACAUAUUUGCACUUGAGCAGAUGGAAUAUCAAAAUGAAGGAAUUGAUGCUGUCUUAGUUGACUAUGAAGACAACAGACCACUCUUAGAUAUGUUCCUUCAGAAACCAAUGGGGUUACUUUCUCUACUGGAUGAAGAAAGCCGAUUUCCCCAAGCAACAGACCUAACUUUAGUUGAUAAAUUUGAAGAUAAUCUGCGAUGCAAGUACUUCUGGAGACCCAAACGAGUGGAGCUCUGUUUUGGCAUUCAGCAUUAUGCUGGAAAGGUUCAGUAUGAUGCUUAUGGCUUCCUUGAGAAGAACAGAGACACCCUUCCUGCUGACAUAAUGGUGGUAUUGAGGACUUCAGAGAACAGACUUCUUCAGCAGCUAUUUUCAAGCCCUUUGACCAAAACAG